Bactrocera oleae (olive fruit fly) is the source of this 891-nucleotide messenger RNA. The record is from RefSeq and is a predicted model, not a curated record. Lineage: Eukaryota; Metazoa; Arthropoda; Insecta; Diptera; Tephritidae.
AUGGACGAGCAUCCAGAAUUCGACAUUGUCGAUAUCACGAAAAAAAUGAGUAUUGACAUACUUCAGUCUGUUGAAAUGCCGGCACAAGAAGCUGCUUGGUAUUUAUUAAGAGAACCUUUUUUUGCAGAAGUGGCCCGGGACCGAAUUGUCAUUGGCGUUCUGGAUGAGGGGGACCCCGAAGGAAGAAUCCCCAGAGCCCAAUGGAAAUGGGUGCAGGCUGCGCUGAAAAAUGUGGCGCUGGAAGUGCUACUUAGCAAUCCAGGUCCGCCACCGUCAUGCACAGAUGCCGGCUGGUACCAGGGCCAGAUUAAAAUGAUUGCAUGCGAUGACGAGAGAUCGAUCGCACUAUACAAAGCUGCUAUAGCCAAGGUAGGGGAGGUGUACCCGGGCGCAAAACUAAUAGCAGUGGACAAAAAAGAUAUACCAUCCAGACCAAGGGCAAGGGUAUGGAUCCCAGCUACACCAUCACAGCCGGAUCAGAUAAUGCAGCUCAUUAGAGCCUGCAACCCGAGUCUGCCCACGGAGGGGUGGAAGUUCGUCAAAGCGUUUGACGAUAGCGUAGCAGAAUCUGGCGUGGAGACCAAAAGGGCCACGAUGCAGAUUCUGCUAUUACUAACAAAAGAAUCCAUCGAACCGCUGGCGAAAAGUGGCGGGGAGAUAAACUACGGAUUCACGAAAGUGAGGAUUACACCGUACAAAUCGGGCGCCGAUGCUGCAGACCAUCUAGCAUCGGAAAGCGAGACAUGCGAAGUAGAGGAAGAUCCGAUGGAGUCCUCAAGCGGCGUAGAGAGCAUAGAGCAAGUGGAGUUGCAGCCGCCAACCAAGGAGGAGCUGACCAAGGAGCUCUUAGCAUCCUCCAGUAAAGGCAGCAAAGCGACAGAGGUCAGCUGA